CUCAUAAAAACGAGCGAGACAGAAAGAAAGCAAAUAGAAGUGAAGUUUUGACAUCACGAUAAGAUAACCUCAAUAUUCUAUUAUUAUAAGUGAAUUUUUUAGAAUGUAUUGUUAUAAUUGGCAAAGAUAAUAAUAGAUUCAUUUGAAUAAUUGUAUAAGCAGUAUUAAAAUUUGAAUUAAAUGCCAGAAUCAAAUGUCAGAUACGCUAAAUAUAUAAAUAUCAACCAAAAAGAUACCGUCAAAUCUUUGACAUAGAAAUGAUAACUUGAACUCAUGUGUAUUUUUGAAUACUAAAAGAAGGAAAAUAUUGAAUGUAAACAAUGGAGAAAGAUAAAGAAAAAGAUGAAUAUUUGACGAGUUUAAUUGGUUCAGUAAAAAAAGAUGAGGCAGUAUUAACUUUGGAAAAUAAAACAGCAACUGAUGCGAAAAAUUCGCAAGCUAAAAUAGUCCGAGGAACGAAAAAAAUGAGGGUUGAUUCAACUGAUUCUAAUCAAGUUACUGAUAAAAAAGAUACUAAAGAUGAUGAAGGCGAAGCAAAAAUAGUCAGAUCGUUGAAACGUUCAUGCGAACUGUGGUCGCUAGAAGAUAAAAAUACAUUUUUUAAGGCAGUAAACGAGUACGGGAAAGAUUUCGACGGAUUGCAAGGAUACUUUUUAAAUCAAGGCAAGAAAAAAGGUCUACCAGAAAAUAUGAUAAAGAACAAAGAGCAAAUCCGGCACUUUUAUUACCGCACUUGGUUAAAAAUAUCAAAACACCUGAAGUUUUCCGAAGACGUUAAGAAAACGUCACAAGAAAUUUACGGGUUAAUUAAUUACGGCGAAUUACGACGUAAAUUACCACGCAUACAUGAAAAAUUUUUGCUAAAAUUGAACGAAUUAAUUUACUGGGGAUCAACCCAAGUUCGUUUGCGAGGAAAAACGAUGCGGAUUAAAACGCCGAUAUGUCGGGCUUUGAGAAAAUUGAAUCAACUUGAAGAUUGGCAAGAAGAAAUAAAAUUACCGCCACGUGUUACCGUUGAAUUACGACCGGGAAAUAAUUUAACUUGGUGGAAAGUACAAGCGAAUGCUAUGAAUCCCCGAGUACGAACACUGGUGCCAAUCCAACGGCGCUUGUCCAGUUUAUUGGCCUUUUUGCAGCAGCGCUGGAAGCCGGUAAAAUUCAAACCAUCUCUGAAUAUCGAUAGCGAAUUGUUUUAUGAUAAAAAAUUUAAUGACAGUGAACUGCUGCGAGUUGCGCCAGUCGAAGGCGCCAAAAUAUCUCUACCAAUGGUCAAUCUCGGGGAAUAUUUAACCAGCAAUAGCGUGUCGUUUAAUUCCUACGAGCAACGUUUGAGCUUAAAAAGUUCGCGGGAUGAAUUACUGGGUUAUGUCCAACAAUUUAAAAGCGUUGGCAAGAAAACCAUAAAGAAGAAAAUCGACAAGAAACUGCCGAGUUUAAGAGUUGCUGGUAGUGGAGGAGUCGCUGGUGGGGAUGAUAACGAUAAAUUAAAUGAUAAUAAUAGUGAUUUAGAUAAUUUAGAUACGCAUCUAAAUUGCUUAGAUAAAUCUCUUUUUGCUAGUCAUAGUGAUAAAAAUGCGGGAGAUUCAAAUAGUAACAAUAAUGUUAAUGUCAAUAGUAAUUUCAGUAUUGAACCCAAUCGAUUUCCUGGACGUGAAACAAUUGAUAGAAUUAGAGAAGGAUGGAAUAUCGAUGAAUCAAACACUAUAACUAUCGGUGAUUUAUUUUUAAUGUUUGGACGAGAAUCAAAAAUAAUAUUAGAAUACUGGUGGGAUGUUCCGAAAAAAGAUGACAGAGAGACAAAUGACAAUCCCGCGUUAAACAAAGAAUUAAAAAAACAAGAUGAAAGUCUUUGUCUGGCUUUACAAAAACUUUUAUCGAUCGCUAAACACAACUAUGGUACAAGUAAAGCCUUUGACAAUACGUCAAGUAGCAAUGAAACUGUCGUGUCAUCCCGAAUGCCUUCGACUAAAGACUCGACAUUUAGGAGACCGUUAAUUCCACAAGUUUAUCACAAAACUGGCAGCCAAGAGGCGUUCAAAACUCAAUUGGACAAAUUCACCACAAGAUUUUGUAAACGUGGUCGUACUGUAAGACAACGGAACUUAAUUGUACAGCGGGCAGUCCCAUUAAUUGGUAAUUUGAACUGUGAGAAAAAUGAAAUUAAAGAGCCUAGUAAUUUAAAUUUGAAUCCCCCAAGAGAAAUAAUUAGUGAUUAUAAUAAUGACAAUAAACUUGAAGAACUCGGAAUUGAAUUACUGGGCGGUAAUGAAAAUAUUGAAUCAGAAAAAAAUUUAUUAUCAACGUUGGCUGCUGCCAGUGCGGAUCAUUCUAAUAAUGAACUAUUAGUACAACCUUCUAACUCUAUAAUCACGUCGGCAACUCAAAUUUUAAAAGAAGGAGAAGGUCAAUGGCUUAAUAGUGAGGUUGCCGAUUAUUCUCUGAGUAGUUUUCUUAAUCAAUUUGAAUCACCAAUGAAAGGAUCACAAAGAAGUCAAACAGGAAGUCAAUUGGGGUCUAUACGACCAUCGUCUGAUGUUCUCAGUCACAUGCAAUGUCUGAUGGUCGAAAACAGUGUGGAUUACAUGGCAAAAUUUGCAAACUUGGCAUCGCAAAUUGCAUCUAAUGAUCAAAAUUCAAAUAAGUAGAGAAAGAAAUUAAUUUUUAUACGAUUGACAAAAUUGUUUAUUUAUAAAUGGCGUAGAAAAAUAAGUAUUUAAUACGAGAAAUUAAUUUUUAUAAAUAUUUUUGUACUUCAAAUAUUAAUAGAUAUGACAUAAAAGUAAAUAAAUUUUAUUCCUUUAGUUAUAAUAUCGCACCUUUACCCCUCAGAGUCAGAUCUUAGCAAAAGUUUCCUUCAAUUUGA
Microplitis mediator is the source of this 2863-nucleotide messenger RNA. RefSeq lists its product as uncharacterized. Gene Ontology annotation, molecular function: chromatin binding. The transcript is spliced from 7 exons. The record is from RefSeq and is a predicted model, not a curated record. Gene Ontology annotation, cellular component: nucleus. NCBI's taxonomy places the organism in Eukaryota, Metazoa, Arthropoda, Insecta, Hymenoptera, Braconidae. Gene Ontology annotation, biological process: pattern specification process. The coding region runs from base 321 to 2645 and encodes 774 amino acids.